Molecule: messenger RNA, 5135 nt
Organism: Drosophila hydei
Lineage: Eukaryota; Metazoa; Arthropoda; Insecta; Diptera; Drosophilidae
Gene: Gyf
Product: GIGYF family protein CG11148
Exons: 9
Coding region: 136-5007 (1623 amino acids)
Molecular function (GO): protein binding
Source: RefSeq, a predicted model, not a curated record
CAGAAUAAAAAUUUAUAGGAGUAUAUGUACACAUAAUUACCAAGUGCAACACUAUUUACUGAAUAUAAAGUCAUAUAUUAAUUAUCAGUUCAUCGACAGAAUAUUAAAGAAAACAAAACUCAAGAGUUGACGAAAAUGACAGACUCAAUGAAAUUCGGACCCGAGUGGUUGCGCAAUAUGUCGGCGGAGCCCUCAAACGUUGGAACUAGUAAUCUAUCUGCCACUGCGGGCGGCGGGAUAAACAGUGGCCUUACAUUACACAGCCUCGGUGGUGGCGUCGGUGGUAGUGGUAGUGGCGGAGGAGGCGUUGUCGGUGGAGUCAAUAUGCUGGCCAAUCCAAGCCAUACAGCUGCCAAUCGUAAUAUGUUUCCGGAGUACCGUUACGGUCGGGAGGAGAUGUUAUCAUUAUUCGAUCGAAAUUGCCUGCUGCCCCAGAUUCUGCCAUCGUUCAAAAAGCUGUUUAUUGAAAAAGUUCAGUUUCCGCUUGCUCUAACGCCGAGCUCUGAAGAGGAAAUAAACAGUCAAAACCAGCUGGGCAGUAGUUCACGCCCUGCCUGGUUACAGCGCUCGCCGGGUGGGUUUGGAAUACCGUCUCGAGGCUCUGGUCGAAGUGGAACCGUUGAUCGUGGUCGGAUGCGUGGUAAAUCUGUUUAUCACUCAAUAUACCAGAGACCGAGCGCCAUAUACGAUGACAGUCUCUCGGCUAUAUCAAUGAAGCCUGAUCGAAACUGGAGCGAACGUAAUGGUACUGGGGAUUCGUCAGCUAUCGGUGCCCCCGGUGGGGGCAGUGGCAGUGGCAGCGGUGUUGCCGGGGGCCCCGGUGUAGAUUGGAAUGGUACACCGAGCUCUAGUCCACGGAAGGACUUCUCAAGCCAAAGCCGCAACAUGGAAAACUGGCGCAGAAAUCGCAACGAAGAUGGUUCUGGAGACGGCCCAAAUACAGGCGGAGCAGUUGGUUCGGAAGUUGCUGGAUGGCGCAGUGGGGGCGCCCACCGGUGGGGACGUUCAACCAGCUGGCGCGACGAGGAGUCAAUGCAGUGUGGGAAUUUGGAUGGCAAUAAUUUCAUUGGAAAUCCGACCAUAGCUAAUAUACAACGAUCUAUUUCCGUAAUUGGAACUGUGACUAAUGAACGACCGGUCGUCGGUAAAUCGCAGAUUGGAUCAGCUGGAUCAGGUGGACCAAACACAAAUCGUUCUAUGAGCUCCAAAGCAAAUCAAUCGUGGCCUGGAAGCGGUUGCUCUGCUAAUCCCGAUGGUGAGGAUAACUUGCCGGAAUGGGCAAUGGAGAAUCCAUCGGAAAUGGGUGGCACAUUUGAUUCGACUGGUGCUUUCCAUGGCGAAUUGGUGGAUGCCGAGCCUGGUAAGGCAAAUAGUGGAACGCCACAUAAAGGAGACUUGGACACAAAUGAUUCCAAUAGCUUCGCAACAGCUACCUCGAUCAAAAGUGACCAAUCAAUUCGAACUCAAAUCGAACAGUCAAGUGUAACGGGCAUUGAAUCGCAUUCCUCAAGCUCAACAACAAAUAUUACGGCCACUAAUGUAAUCGAAACUGUAAUUGGCAACAACAACAACAGUAUUAAGAACGAACAGAAUGAAAGAUCGGAAACAGCCGAAUCAACACCCACGCACAAAGCGGAGGCAGUUGGCCAUGGCGAUAUUUCCGAACGCUUUAAAGAGGUGGCCGAUGAGGUUGUGAAACUAAUUAUGGAUGAUGAUGGUGGUGCCACUAUCAAUAGCAAAACAAGUAUUGGAGCCAGUAGUAAUAGAUAUGGAAUGCCUGGUUCGGCUGUGGAUCCUGGUCUAUUGCAGCAUCAGCUCAUGGCACCUGAUGCGGCAGCGACUACAAUGCAUGGCACAGAAUUAUCCCAUAAAGCAUUCAACGAUCAACUAGGCAUACAACAACAGCAGCAGCAUCAUUUGCAACAGCACCAUUUACCCGUGCUGCCGCAUGUGAUGAAUGCUAAUCCAAACGAAUUGUGGUUCUAUCGCGAUCCUCAGUCAAAUGUACAGGGACCGUUUAGUGCCAUUGAGAUGACUGAAUGGUAUCGUGCCGGCUACUUUAAUGAGAAUCUAUUUGUACGCCGCAUUUCAGACAGUCGUUUCAGACCACUUGGUGACCUGAUUAAGCUUUGUCAUGGCAAUAUGCCGUUUACGCACAACCAUCUCCUACCUACGCCCAUUGACUUGGAUAAUCUACAAAUUAAUCUGACGCCCCGAAAGCCCUCGGCGCAUGCAUUGCCCCUUUCACUCAACGAACAUCAUCAACAGCAGCAGCAUCAUCAUCGUCCUGGCAUUGAUGAGCAAUUGAAAGCAAAUGUUACGGCAGCUGCAGAUUCUUUGAGUGCAGCUGUUAAAGGACAUAUGAGCGCACACACAAUGGACACAUCCCACAUGCUAACCAUGCGCUUCCAAAUGCUGCAAGAUCAGUACUUGCAACACCAGGAGUAUCAGAUACUAUCGGAGCUAUCGAAAAGCGAUUGCUUUCAGCGUAUGGAUCCCGCGCAACGUGAAGCCGUUGUCCGUAGCAAGGUUCAGAUGUUGGUACUGCCAGAAUAUCUGAGUAGUUUUAGUGGUUUAAGCAAUUCGCUGGCAGCCUUAAAUCCUAUUGCCGGUAGCCAAUUGUAUGAUGCAAUUGCCCAGCAGGCCAAGAAGGAUCCACAGAAGAUUUAUCCGGUCAGCGCUGAACAGCGACCAGAGGGCAACUUCUUGGAUGCUGCCAAUGAUUUUAUAUUGAAUGCACAAUUAAUGCAUCAACAAACUCAAGGACAAAAUCCAGAGCCAGCUAAUAUCGAACAAGUCCAGCAUCAAUUUGGCACUGAUUCGGAUGUAAACAAAUUGAAUGAACUGCACGCUAACGAUCUGGAUAUUUUAAACGAAUACAACUUGCGAAUGUUGCUGAGAGGACCGUCAUCAGCCGCAGCCGUCAGUCAACAGCAUCAACAACAGUCGGCUCCAUUAAUCAAACCCAGCUCCACUGUAGAUUUUAUAACCGAGUCGCAGCUUUUGGCCCAAAAUCUUAUGAUGCCCAUAUGGCCACAGCAGCAGCAGCAGACCAGCCAGUCGUCGUGGCCUGUCAUGCAGAAUGCGAAGGUCACCUUGUGGGACGUUGCUACAUUGGAGGAGGAACAAAGUCAGAAGCUAUUGCUGCUGCAACAGCAGCAACAAAAGCAAUAUCUUUCCAGACCAGAUGGCAGCAACACCGGCACAGCUGCUGCACAUUUGGAUUUCGAUGCAGCGCAACAGCAGCAGCACCAGGGCAGUGACAAUCAGUGCAACCCAAAAGUUGAGCAGCCAGUACCACUUCAAGAGCAACCAACAGCACUGGACAACAUCAAUACACACAACAAGGAUCAACUUUCAGUCCAAGGAAUUGCUGGCAAGCCACAACAAGUCAACAAGCAACAACAACAACAGACGGCAAGUCAAAAGCAUGGAAAACAGCCAGAGCUGAAAAUAAGCGACGACGAGCGCCGUCGAGAGCAGGUCGAAGAAAAGCGGCGCAUCAAAGAGGAACGUAAGCGCCAACAGCAAGAGGAAGAGAAGAGACGUGCCUUGUUAGCCGAAGAGGAAAAGAAUAAACAACAACAAGAGGAAAAAGAGCGACAACAGCAAAUACAAGCUCAACGCCGCAAGGCUUUGUUUAGCAAUAAUCCCCAAGCCACGACCGGCACAACAGGUGCUUCUGCUUCUCCAACAGCUGCGACCGGCAAUAAGGCAAGCAGCUUGAAGAUUGAUCAAGGAAAUCGUUCAUCGCUUGCUACUUCAAUUGCCCCAUGGUCGUUACAGACACCAAGCGUGAACAAUGCCGCACCAGGAUUGGCCGAAAUUCAGAAGGCUGAACGUCGGGAACGUCGGGCAGAUCAACAACGGCAGCAGGAGCAACUGGAUAGGCAAAUGCGUGCCACAGCUGCCGCAGCAGCCGAGGCUAAUGAUGCGUUGCUCAAAUGGCAGGCAUCGCCGGCACCUGCGCCCGUAAUGAGCCUGGUUGACAUACAGGCCGAGGAGGCCAAGCGUCUGAACAAUGAAAUGCUUGAUCAACAGCGUCGUCGCGAUCACGAGCAGCAGCAGCAUCUACAUCAAGUGGUGUUAUCUUCUAAUCUGAACGUCUCCGGCGGUGGUGGCCUCUCCAACAUAUGGGGAAAUACCAAAAAGGCGUGGAGUGCAACUGCUAGUCCAGCGCCAAUCGGCACUGGCCUCUGGGAUGAGCCAACGUGCGCUCCACCAGCGGCUGCCAGUACGAAGUAUGUGCCCCCAACUGCCGCUUCGGUACUUGCCGCAGGAUUGCCAGCGACAGUGGCAGCGACCAGCAAACAGCAAUCACAAACACAGCUGAAAUCAACAGCCGGUGGCGUUGCAAUGCCAUCACCUCGAAAUUUGCGCAAGAGCCAAACAUUGCCGACUAUGCAGAAUGUAUUAUCAAAGAAUGUCAGAACUGCAACUGGGCAGAGCACACAGCAGGAGAAAAAUAGUAAAACGGCUUCAAGUAAAACAACGAUCAAAGUAUCGGUUGGUGAGGAGAGAAAGUCGAUUGUCAAGGCCAGUGCACAGCAGCAGAGUGGCGAUGCCACAAAUAGCAAAGUGAACGAGUAUGAGAACGAGUUUACAUCCUGGUGCAUGAAAAACCUGGACAACAUGUCUGCUAAAGUCGAUGUGCCAACAUUUGUUUCCUUUUUGCAAGACCUGGAAGCGCCUUAUGAAGUCAAGGAUUAUGUACGCAUAUAUCUAGGUGAAGGCAAAGAGUCGACAGAAUUUGCAAAACAAUUUUUGGAGCGACGUAGCAAAUACAAGAGCCUGCAGCGUGCGCAAAACGCGCAUAACGACGAUAUGUGCAAGCCUGCUCCGGCUAUAACGCCGUCGUGCAAUGAUAAUGGAGAUAACAAGAACAAACAAAAGAAAAUUAAAAAAAAUAAAAUGACCAAAAUGGAUGCUCGCAUUCUUGGUUUCUCGGUAACUGCUGCGGAGGGUCGCAUUAAUGUUGGAGGUCGCGAUUAUGUUGAUGGCCCGUAACCUUGAGAAGAACGAGAAGAACAGCUCCUUACAUUAAAAAGAACGAGAAAAGUUAUUAGCUAUAGAAUUGACAUUGAAUUUGAAUUGAAAAACAGGUCACAAUUGGAUGUGGUAAUAAAUCUGUUAUA